CUCCGCAGGGGCCUGACUGGUGAGGCUUCUGCAGUGAGGAAACAGGGCAGGCUGACCCGGUCAGGCAGGCGCUGUGCCCGCGGACUGGGCAGGGGCUCGGGGGCCGCCCGCCGGGCGAGCCCCAGACAUUUAGAAGAAGUGAAAGAAUGACAGAUCACUGGGCUCCUGAGAGGGUUAUCCUGCCGUAGGCUGGCUAUAAAAAUGCUAUUGGCCAUCUCUCGGCAAGGCCAAAGUGCAGGCAGGAUGUCUUCUGUCUCUGUGCAGUACAUUUGUUAUUUCGGCUGAGAGGAAGUAAGCGGCACAUCUUUCCAGAGCAAGGAUGGAGCAGCAGCCUGAGAUCAAGAAGGAAGGGAGGCUGACACUGGUGCUCGCCCUGGCGACGCUGAUCGCUGCCUUUGGGUCGUCCUUCCAGUAUGGGUACAAUGUGGCCGCUAUUAACUCCCCUGCCGAGUAUAUGAAAGAAUUUUAUAACGAGACCUACUAUGAUAGGACCAGUGAUUACUUGAGCGACUUCUCCUUGACCCUUCUGUGGUCCAUUUCUGUGUCCAUGUUCCCCUUUGGAGGCUUCAUCGGAUCCCUCAUGGUCGGCCCCUUGGUGAAUAAAUGUGGCAGGAAAGGGACCUUGCUGCUAAACAACGUCUUCUCCAUUGUGCCCGCGAUCUUAAUGGGAAGCAGCGAAAUCGCAAAGUCUUUUGAGAUGAUAAUUGUGUCCAGACUUCUGGUGGGCAUCUGUGCAGGUCUGUCUUCCAACGUCGUCCCCAUGUACUUAGGGGAGCUGGCCCCCAAGAACCUGCGGGGGGCCCUGGGGGUGGUGCCCCAGCUCUUCAUCACCGUCGGCAUCCUCGUGGCCCAGAUCUUCGGCCUCCGGAGUCUCCUCGCAAACCUGGAAGGCUGGCCCAUCCUCCUCGCCAUCACGGGAAUCCCAGCGGCCCUGCAGCUCCUGCUCUUGCCCUUCUUCCCUGAGAGCCCCAGGUACCUGCUGAUUCAGAAGAAAGACCAACAGGCUGCCAGGAAAGCGCUACAGAGGCUGCGCGGCUGGGACGACGUGGAGGCCGAGGUGGAGGAGAUCCGACAGGAGGACGAGGCCGAGAAGGCCGCGGGCUUCAUCUCCGUGAUAAAGCUGUUCAGGAUGAGGUCCCUGCGGUGGCAGGUCAUCUCCGUCAUCAUCCUCAUGGCCGGCCAGCAGCUGUCAGGAGUGAACGCGAUCUACUACUACGCAGACGAGAUCUACCGGAGCUCAGGGGUGCAAGACAACGAUGUCCAGUAUGUGACGGCGGGCACGGGCGCUGUCAACGUGGUGAUAACCAUGUGCGCCGUGGUCGUGGUGGAACUUUUGGGAAGGAGAUUCCUGCUGCUCCUGGGCUUCACCACCUGCUUCACCGCCUGCUGCGUGCUGACCGUGGCUCUGGCUCUGCAGAACACAGUAUCCUGGAUGCCUUACCUGAGCAUCACCUGCGUCAUCGUCUACGUCAUAGGACACGCCCUGGGGCCCAGUCCCAUCCCCGCGCUGCUGAUCACUGAGAUCUUCCUGCAGUCCUCCCGGUCGUCUGCCUUCAUGGUGGGGGGCAGCGUCCACUGGCUCUCCAAUUUCGCCGUGGGCUUGCUCUUCCCCUUCAUUCAAGAGGGCCUUGGAGCGUACAGCUUCAUCAUCUUUGCUGCCAUAUGUCUGCUCACCACCGUCUACGUGUUCCUGGUUAUCCCCGAGACCAAGGCCAAGACGUUCAUGGAGAUCAACCAGAUUUUCGCCAAGAAGAAUAAGGUGUCAGAGGUGCACCCAGAAAAGGAGGAACUGGAGGACCUUCCACCCUCCACGUUGGAGCAGUAACUCAAGAGGAGGAGCCUGUUAAGGGGGUCUGUGCGGAGCUCCCUUCGUGGGGCUUUUUCCUGACUACGAGCUGUCUGUAAAUAUCCAGAACUAGGACAAGGCCAGUGUGGAACGCAGGCCCCGUGGGGCGGCCCGCAGGGCUCCUGUGCGUCCUCAGGGCUGGGCUGCCUCUCCCCAGACGGACCUCCCAUCGACCCUGUACCCCCGUGAGCGGCAGGCUGGCCGUUGCAUGCCUCCUGUGACAACAGCCCUUGCACCCUCACUGUGGCGGUCAGACAGAAGGAACCAAAUCUGGCCAGAGAAACCGACUCUGCUCCAUCCCAUGGGCCUUCCAGGGGCCGGGGGCGUGUGUGCAGAGCAGAACUCAUUGUCUUGUGAGAUCCGUCUCCAGAGUCACCACCCUUGGCUAGUGUGAUGUCACGAGUAAUGAUGUCUAGGAAGUUGGAGAACAGGUCCCUAUGGAGACUUUAACAAAGUCAGAGAUGAUUAAUCCUAAAUUAUAUUGUUAGAGGACAGUGGAGUUGCUUCUGUACACUCAAUAAAACAAACAUGAUCGCUCU
Pteronotus mesoamericanus is the source of this 2385-nucleotide messenger RNA. RefSeq names its product solute carrier family 2 member 5 (gene SLC2A5). The record is from RefSeq and is a predicted model, not a curated record. Gene Ontology annotation, biological process: fructose transmembrane transport. Gene Ontology annotation, molecular function: fructose transmembrane transporter activity. Bases 320 to 1825 code for a protein of 501 amino acids. Lineage: Eukaryota; Metazoa; Chordata; Mammalia; Chiroptera; Mormoopidae. The transcript has 12 exons. Gene Ontology annotation, cellular component: plasma membrane.